UGAGGAGAGGAACCUAGAGAGAGAGACCAUAGAGAGACGAUCUCCUUAGAUUCUGCAACUCGACCAGUGGCGCCAAGCGGCCACACGAUCUUUUUUGUACGACACCAAGUCCCAUAAGGCUGCCACUCUUUAUAAGUACUUACUCGAUGAUAGUGACUUCUCCCGUAAGCCGUAAGCGGCAACCGUAAUGGCGAUGAUGCGAUGAUGGCGAUCGUUCGUAAAUUGCAAACGAGUUAUUAAACGUCUAGGAGAGAAAGUUCGAGGAUAACUUGUGUGCGAUACAUAUUCGCUCAAUUUCCAGACUUCGUAAACGUACGAUUAGUUGUUACGACACACAUUUUACAGUCGGAGUUUAGUUUCCAAUACCGACCUUGAUAAUGUUGGAACAAAACGAGCACGAACAUACUUCCGAGGAAACAGAGCACGAGAUAAACGCGGAGAAUAACAGUGAAGAACAAUUAAAAAGUAACAAUAAUACAGUGCAACAGGAUUUGGAGUUGCCAGACGACGAAGCCAGUCGUAGUCCUUGUCCUAGUGACGAACAGGAUGAAAGCAUUUGCAUAGUAUCUUCUGGAGAAGAUAGCAACCAUGCUUAUAACGAUGAGAACGAAGAUGAAUACACAGAUAGUGAAGAUAUGGAUGACAUGGAGAACUCAAAUGGAAUGUUAGAAAAUGAGGAAGCAGAGGAUGAUGAAAUUAGUGAUCCUUUGAGAAUAUACAAUGAGGAUAAUGAAAUAGAAUAUGAACAAGACAUGUUUGAUAGAGCAUCGGACGACUUUAUAUUAAACAACAGGCUAAGGCAUCACCACAAAGAGAGAAGUUUGUCAUUACAAGAUUUAAACAUUUCCAAACACAACCUUCACUCGCCGCAGAAGAAAAAAUGGCACAAUUAUUUAAACUUAAAAUUAAAUAAAAAUACAUUUAGAGAAGCAUAUUCUGCUAUGUACAAAAGGCAAAUUAUGUCACAUAAAAAUGACUACAUGGACAAUAAAAUGAUGAAUUAUCUAAGAGAUGUGAGGGAACAAAAUAAAAAUGUGAGAGAUGAGUAUAUGAAGGAACAAGAAUUAAUGAUUAAUAAAAGUAAAGGGAAUGAGGGUAAUAAUAUUCAACAAGUACGAACGAAGCUUAGAAAUCAGGCCACAGAGAACUGUGCAGAAGAAAUCAAUAAUGACUUGCAGCAAGAAGAAAUUGUAGACAGUAAUUUAAAUCCGAAUGCUUCACAGAUUUUUGGAAAUAAAACAUCUAAUGGCAUAAUUGAACAGCAAUACGAACAUAUUCAAGAAGCUACUGAAUACAGUAACACUUACAAUGUAAAACACGUGCAAAAUUGUGAUAAUAACAUUGGAAAACGAAAUGGAUCUCUCGACGUGAAUGCUCAUAUGAAUUGUAAUAAUGUAGAAACUGAUGCACAAACAAUUGAGAACUGUGACGCAAGUGUUUCGAAAAUUAUGAGCAUUAAAAACGUAGUGGCCUCCGAUGAACCAGAGAAUGUGAAUUCUGCGAAAAACAAGGCAGUCGACAGAUUAAACGCUGAGAUUGCCGAGUUAAAUACUCAAAUUCGACAAUUCCAUCAAAAAGCAGCGACGGAAGAUAUAAAAAUGAAACAAGAAUUGGAUUCGUUAAAAAAAUCGUUGGCAAAAUAUGAAGGUAAAAGUAAAGUGUGUGAAACAAAAGGUACUUUACAAACUGAAAUUAUUGCGAAUGCUUCUAAUAAAGAUACUGUAACUUCAGAAGAAAGAAAGAAUAUAAUAUCCAUUAGCAAUGUUGAAUCUGCAGUAAUUACUGCUGAUGAUUGGCCAGAGGCUACUUACGUUCCAGUCAGAUCUACCGAAUCAUCUGAGAUCAAUUUGAAUCGUACUUCUAGUAAUGGUGAUACCUUAAAAAAAACUGUAAACUCGGUGCUACGAACAUGUAUUAUGUCGUCUCCGUAUUCGGAAACGUUUUCAAAUGUAACGCAAGGUAAAACAAGAAUUGAGAAUCCUUCAGUCGGUAGCAUUAAGAAGGAAUUAAAUGGAAACAUCAUGGAAGAUCAAAGUCAAGAUCAUUCAUUGCAUAUGAAUUCAGCAAUCGGUGCAUCAAAUUCCAAGAAAAGGAAAGCAGUGGAAAUGCUUGACGAUUCUUCUUUUGCCCAGGUUUCAAAAAUAUCUCAUACUGAAAAAAAUAAUAUUAUUGAUGCAGCUGAUGUAGAGUUCAAAUACCCCGAGAUGCAUACAAAUUCGAAAAUUAAACAAGAAAUAAGUAAUGGAUCUAUUAAUAGGAAUCGCAAUGGUUCUAUACCUGUACAGAGUACAAUGGAACAUAUAGAUGAUAACGAGGAUAAUGUGAAAUGUUUCAUAUAUAGAGAUGAUAACAACAGUAAGAACAGGAGCUUUUUAAUUCAAACAGAGGAACCAGUAAAAGACUCAGGGAGUGAGAAACAUCGUAUCGAAGAAUGUGGCCCAUAUUUACUGGGUAAUCUUGAAAUAAGAAUGUCGAAAAUAAAUGGCGUAAUUAGUGUUUGGGGCAAAGAAGUAGAUAACGAAUCUAAAAGCGACAGUGAGGAUGACAUGGAAAUAUCUGUAAAACCAUCUACGAAGAAUACCUGUUGCUGCCAAAAUACAUGGCAAAAUAGAUUCAAUGGAGGAUCAUCUAUACAUUCACCUAGCAAAAAACAGAGAAUUCCAUCAAAAUUCAACAGAUCCAGUCAUUGUAAUUUAUCGUUAAAAUCGUCAACAUUCAUAAAUGAUAUGAACGAUCAACGAGAUAAACAAUGUUUUGGCCCAACGACGUCCUGUGGAAACUGCACUUCAUCACACUGUCAUAAAUAUGAAUGGGCAACGUGCAAAGAUGUUGCAGAUUCACAGAAACAAGUACAUUCCUCUUGUGUAUAUCAUACCGAACCUAUAGACCAAACAUGUGAUUGUAGUUCAUAUCAUGAAAAACUGGCAUUCGAUGUUAAUUCUAAGUGCUGUAGAGAUACGUUUCAUAGUGUAGGAGUACAAAGGCAUGGCUGCAAAAAUGUAUGCACGGCAAAAUCAUCUUUGAACAAUACUUGGGAUAAUAGUAAUCAAAAUGUUUCAUAUGAAGACGAAGAAGUUCCUUCCAUUCCACAUAGACGAGCUAAUGAAACUGCCGAAAUGAGACAACGAAGAUUAAGGCGUAAAAGAGUAGAAGGAGUGAUUAAGGGUCUUUUAGACGAAUAUGGGGAUUGCCAUGACAAUAGUGUUGCGAAUGAAAAUCGCAGUGAAACACAAAAUUCAUCUCAUAUAGUAAAUGAUCCUCCGGAAACUAAAAUUCCUCCUAAAUCUGAAUCUGUAUGUUCUAUGUCCAUACGAAGUGAUAACAGUUGCAGGUGUUGUCAUGGACAUAGACGUUCGCUCGUCAGAAUCGAGGAAUUACAAAUGGGGAUGGUCAGAAUAGAAUCGCAGUUAAACACGAUUGUAAAAAUGCUCAAUAAGCUUCACUACGUGGACAGGAACUAAAUAACAAGGCUUCUCUUGUUUCUCUGUACAGA
Molecule: messenger RNA, 3493 nt
Organism: Ceratina calcarata
Lineage: Eukaryota; Metazoa; Arthropoda; Insecta; Hymenoptera; Apidae
Exons: 6
Coding region: 378-3461 (1027 amino acids)
Source: RefSeq, a predicted model, not a curated record